Molecule: messenger RNA, 1950 nt
Organism: Orbicella faveolata
Lineage: Eukaryota; Metazoa; Cnidaria; Anthozoa; Scleractinia; Merulinidae
Product: potassium voltage-gated channel unc-103-like
Biological process (GO): regulation of membrane potential; potassium ion transmembrane transport
Cellular component (GO): plasma membrane
Molecular function (GO): inward rectifier potassium channel activity
Source: RefSeq, a predicted model, not a curated record
UCGGCUCCACAGAAGGUAUCGGAUGUUUUUGCAACAACAUCACAAGCAUCCUUUUACGCACCUUUAUACAAAGACAAAACUUGCUUGAUACGCCAUGACUCGCUUUUCAAAGCCGUGUGGGACUGGGUCAUUCUCGCGUUUGUGAUCUACACAACCAUUGAGAUCCCUUUUGAUGUGGCCUUCAUUAGACCGACGCAGAACGCUAAGAGCACCGCUCGGUUUGGCGCCUUGGUGGCCCUUUCACCGAUCGCUAUUGUAAAUCUCAUUGUAGAUCUGUUUUUUAUUAUUGACAUUCCGCUUAACUUUCGGAGCGCUUCUGUGCAUAAGCAUACCGAGGAGGUCAUCAGUGAUCCUAAAGAGAUCGCUGUUCUUUAUCUGAAGUCGUGGUUCAUUGUGGACUUUGUGGCAGCUAUUCCAUUUGAAUUCCUCGUCAAUCCUCAACAUGAAGGGGUAAGUAGACAAGGUAGUGGCCAACCUCGUUCCCAGGGUCUCUCAAUCUUUUUCGCACUACCAAGGCGAGAGGAAAAAGACCCUGGGAACAAGGUUGGGUAUUUGUCUGUCAUAGUUAGAGAUAAUCCAAACAGAAUAAGUAAGACAGCGAAAAAGAAGUUCGAGUAUUCUCGCUCUAAUCUGCGCUUGUUUCUUCGCUCCCAGGCUACUACGCUCACGGGCUUGCUAAAGACCGCGCGCCUCUUGCGCCUGGUGCGAGUCACGCGAAAAAUCGACCGUUAUUCCGAGUAUGGGUUAGGGGUGAUCCUGCUGCUCAUGUGCUCUUUCAUGAUCACUGCUCAUUGGCUGGCAUGCAUAUGGCACGCUGUUGGAACUGCAGAGGCACCAGGCGAUCAUGGCUGGCUGGCGGCUCUAGCAAAGGAAAUUAAUAUGCCAAUCAAUCAAUCACUGCCUACAAGUGGGCCAAGUCUUAAGACAAGAUACCUCACUUCGUUGUACUUCACCCUGAGCAGUUUAACCAGCGUGGGUUUUGGGAAUGUUGCACCGAGUACGAACCACGAGAAAACCUUUUCUAUUGUUGUAAUGCUUAUGGGAGCCUUGAUGUACGCUUCCAUAUUUGGUAACCUGACGGUGAUCAUUCAGCGGUUGUACGUAAAAAGUCUCAAGCAGCAUGAGGAUCUCCGCCUCAUCCGGGACUUUGCUCGCUUCUUCAAGAUACCUCGGCCUCUUCAAAAAAACCUGGAGGAUCAUGUGCUCCAUGAAAACCUCACCAUGAAAGUGUCUGUUAUCAACCGCGUGUUAAACCUAUUCCCAGGGACCCUACAAAACGAUAUCUGUCUUCAUAUCCAUCAAGAACUGUUCAAGAUGAAUUCCGCUUUCCGCAACGCUGUUCCCAGUUGUCAGCGGUCUCUAGCCACAAAGUUGAAGGUUAAGCAUUAUUUACCCCGUCAAUACGUGAUCAAACAGGGAGAUGAGGUGGAUAAAGUCUUCUUUAUCAUGAAGGGGAUAGUUCAUGUUAUUGAGCCGGAUGGACAAACACUUCUUGCUCUUGGGAUGGGUGAUACAAUCUACAGCGAGCACAGGUCCAUGGAGAGGAAAGCUCGGGCGGCGGCCAACGUGAUUGUACAAAUACCAACAGACAUUCACUCCAUCGAGUGGGACGACCUCACGCCUAUUCUCAAAGACUACCCUGUGUUUAGAGAAGAGUUCCUCGCAAGAAUGGUGUUUUCCUUCCAAAUUGGAGAUUAUGUCAAGGAGGAAGAAGAAGUUGAAUUCGUGGAAGGGUCGCCGAGGCGACUGGAACCUAUUCGAGAGGUCUGCCAAUCAAGCAGGGAAGAGGAUAAAGAAAACUCUCUAUUUCAGACGCCAGAAUUUGACGAAGUGAAAGAUUUUGAUCAUGAAGAAAACAUGAAGCUUAUCGAGCGGAGACUCUCCAAUAUGGAAAAAAAAGUGUCCAUCAUAAUUCCUCUUUUAACGAAAACAUUGAAAAAUAAAGUUUAG